Messenger RNA from Cavia porcellus (domestic guinea pig), 1675 nucleotides. It is a transcript of the gene Cabp1, whose product is annotated as calcium binding protein 1. Gene Ontology annotation, cellular component: cytoplasm. Bases 104 to 1228 code for a protein of 374 amino acids. The record is from RefSeq and is a predicted model, not a curated record. Gene Ontology annotation, biological process: regulation of voltage-gated calcium channel activity; visual perception. The transcript has 6 exons. Lineage: Eukaryota; Metazoa; Chordata; Mammalia; Rodentia; Caviidae. Gene Ontology annotation, molecular function: calcium channel regulator activity; calcium ion binding.
UGGGCCGACCGCGAGCCGGGGGUGGGCUCUCAGGGGACUGCAGGCAGCCCCCCAGAUCUGCACCGCCGGCCGCCGAGAUUUCGGGGCUCCGCUGCGCUGUCACAUGGGCGGCGGCGACGGGGCCGCAUUUAAGCGGCCGGGGGACGGCGCCCGCCUCCAGCGCGUCCUCGGGUUUGGCUCCCGCCGGGCGCCCCGCGCUCUGCCCGCCGGGGGCCCCGCGCCGCGCCGCCCCGCGCCGCCCCCGCCGGGCCAUGCGAACGCGGGCCCCGCCGCGAUGAGCUCGCAGAUCGCCAAAAGCGAGUCCAAGACAUCGCUGCUGAAGGCGGCGGCGGCGGCGGCGGCGGCGGCGGCGAGCGGGGGCAGCCGGGCUCCCCGCCACGGCCCUGCCCGGGAUCCGGGGCUGCCCGGCCGCCGGCUGCCUGGCACCUGCCCGAGCACGCCGCCUCCGUCCGGGGACCCCAGUUCGCGGAGGCCCCUGUGCCGGCCGGUGCCGCGCGAGGAGGGCGCGCGGGGGAGCCGCCGUGGGCUGCCCCCGGCGCGCUGCAGGCCCCGGGAGGCGCUGCCGGCCGCGGCGUCCCGACCUCCGCCGCCGUCGCCGCUGCCGCCGGCCCGCGGGCGGGAUGGGGAGGAACGGGGGCUGUCCCCGGCGCUCGGCCUGCGGGGCUCUCCGCGAGCCCCGGGCCGCGGGGACUCCGUGCCCACCGCCGCGACCGAGGCGGACCCGUUCCUCCACCGGCUGCGCCCCAUGCUCAGCUCCGCCUUCGGCCAGGAUAGAUCACUGCGGCCAGAAGAGAUUGAAGAGCUCCGAGAGGCCUUCAGAGAGUUUGACAAGGACAAGGAUGGCUACAUCAACUGCCGAGACCUGGGCAACUGCAUGCGCACCAUGGGCUACAUGCCCACGGAGAUGGAGCUCAUCGAGCUGUCCCAGCAGAUCAACAUGAACCUGGGUGGCCAUGUGGAUUUUGAUGACUUCGUGGAGCUAAUGGGGCCGAAACUCCUGGCAGAGACAGCAGAUAUGAUUGGCGUAAAGGAACUGCGAGAUGCCUUUCGAGAGUUUGACACCAAUGGUGAUGGGGAGAUAAGCACCAGUGAGCUGCGAGAGGCCAUGAGGAAGCUCCUGGGCCAUCAGGUGGGACACCGAGACAUAGAGGAAAUUAUCCGAGACGUGGACCUCAAUGGGGAUGGACGAGUAGACUUUGAAGAGUUUGUCCGAAUGAUGUCCCGCUGAGGCCUCGAGGGCCCCACCAGGACUGCCAAGCUCCCCAGGUUGGGAGGGGAGAAGAGGAGCCGGAGCUCGCCUCGCCCUGCCACCGCCGCAGCUGCCCCGAGCCCAGGACGUACUGGCGGAUGGGGCCUGCCUGCACCCGGGGGAGGUGCCCACCCCGGACCCCCACCCCUCUGCACUGUGAAAGACUCACAACUCCUGCAACUGGAAAAGGGGGCGCCCGCUGAUGAGGAGGCCACCAUGCCAAGCCGGCAGAGGUCGUGCCAGGCGCCAAGUGCCAUGUCCCCAGCCACCGCUGGCUGGGUGGGCCAGGGAGCCCGCCAGCAGACCCCACACAGCAUGUCUGUCCCAGGGCAGAGCCUCUCGCUGCCCUCCUUAGCUCUAUGCCCGUCCCAGCUCGCCUCAGCCCUGUGAUCUCAGAAUCAAUAAAAAUGUUUCCAAGAGAAUGAA